Molecule: messenger RNA, 756 nt
Organism: Geodia barretti
Lineage: Eukaryota; Metazoa; Porifera; Demospongiae; Tetractinellida; Geodiidae
Source: the annotation of a GenBank genome assembly
AUGGCGCAGGCCCUGAUGCCCCGCUAUGCCGAGGCGCAGCAGAUCUCCUUCACCGAUUCGCGGAUGAAGGGCGCCUACGUCGAGUACCCCUCGCCCGGCGGUACGUCGGGGACGAUGCGCGGGUAUCUCGUGCAACCUGCCGGCGAGGGACCGUUUCCGUCGGUGUUGGUCAUGCACGAGAACCGCGGGCUGAAUCCGCACAUCGAGGAUGUCGCCCGGCGCGCGGGCGUGGCCGGGUUCCUGGCGCUGGCCCCGGACGGUUUGUCUCCGGUCGGCGGUUAUCCCGGCAACGACGAUGACGGCCGCGUCCUGCAGCGGAGCCUCGAGCCGGAGCAACUGGACCAGGACAUGAUCAACAGCGCCCGGUAUCUCAAGGCCCAUGCGUUGUCCAACGGGCGGCUCGGCGCCACGGGGUUCUGCUGGGGCGGCGGCAUGACCAAUCGCCUCGCCGUCGCGCUGGGUGCGGACCUCGAUGCCGGCGUGCCGUUCUACGGCGCCGCCGCCGCGACCGAGGAUGUGCCGCAGAUCGAAGCCGCCAUGCUGAUCAUCUAUGCGGGCACCGAUCGGCGCAUCAACGCGAUGUGGCCCGCCUACGAGGCGGCGCUGCAGGCGAACGGCGCGACCUACGAGAUGCGCAUGUUCGAGGGCACGCUGCACGGUUUCCACAACAACUCGACGCCGCGCUACAACGAGGCGGCCGCCGCGCAGGCCUGGAACCACACCGUCGGCUUCUUCCGGGAGCACCUCAGCGGGUAG